CAGGUUGAAACGGCUGAUGACAUCACGGUUCCCGGGAGCGGAGGAGCUGGAGCCAGAGCCCGAGGGAGCCUGAGCUGCUGGGGGCUGCAGACAUGGAGGGCCGGAGCAGCAGCAGCAGUGGGAAGCCAGGGACCCGGGCCGGCCUGGGCUCCUUGCUGGUGCCUCAUGGGGUUUCUCAAAUUGGAACACCCUCCAAGGUGGACUCAAGUUUUCAGCUCCCAGUGAAGGAGACUGCAGCUCCAGAACCCUUGGAACCAAGGUUGGCUCUGGCGCCUGUGGGGCCACGAGCAGCAAUGUCACCUUCCUUAGAGGGGCCAAGGCUGGCUCUGGCAUCUCCCCGGCCCAUCCUGUCUCCACUGUCUACCCCUGGAGGGCACAGAAGAGCUCCUGCCCACCGCAGCUCCAGCCAAGCCCCAACAUGUGUGGGCCAGCUGGUGGUGUGUGCCUCAGCUGGACCAAAGCCUUCCCCAGCAACCUCAGGCUCAGUCCUGGCUCCAACAUCUCUGGGGCAGCUGGUGGUGUCUGCCUCAGCUGUCCCAAGACCUUCCCCAGCUACCCUGAAGACCAGCAUGGCUCCAGCUUCCAGAGACAAGAAGCAAUUGUCACCCACCUCCAUGGAACCUAAGUCAGCAUUGGCAGCUUCAAGCCUGAGCCUGGCCCUGGCUUCUCAGGAGGAGUCCCACCAGCCCCCAUCCAGUCCUUCCCCAGUGCCCAGUCCAGUUCUGUCGCCCUCUCAGGAACAGACCCUGACUCCAGCAUCCAUGGCCUCACCCCCUCCUUCUAUGGGAUGGACAGCAACUAGACAGAAGGAUGCCCCAGUCCUGAGACCACUCCCCGCUUCUGAGGGGCAUCUCCAGCCUCCAGCUCAGACAUCUGGGCCUACAGCCUCCCCAUCCUUGAUCCAAACUUCCCCAGACCCCCGGCUCUCCCCAACCUUCAGAGCCCGGCCUGAGGCUCCCCGCAACAGCCCCGAGGAACCUGUCCUGCCACGGCCACCGCAGACCCUGCCCUUGGAUGUGGGCCAGAGCCCUCCGGAGCCUGGCACCCGUUCCCCUGGACUUCUGUCCCCUACCUUCCGGCCAGGGACACUCUCAGGCCAGACAGUACCCCCAGCUCUGCCCAAGCCACCUCGGUCUCCCAGUCGCUCCCCCAGCCGCUCCCCCAGCCACUCUCCCUGUGUCCCCUCAGCCCCUGAGGUGACUGUCCCCAAGCCUGGCACCCAGAGUACAGGGCCUGCCACUCAGAGCGUGGGACCUGGCACCAAGGGCGCAGGGCCUGUCACCCAAGGUACAGGGCCUGGGAACCAGGGUGCAAUGCCUGGCAGGGGCCUGAGCCCCAGUCUUCAAGCCCGAGAAGCUCCAGCCCCGGUCACCACCUCUCCUACAUCCACUUCAUCAUCCUCCUCUUGGUCAGCUCAGCCUACCUGCAAGAGCGACCCCGGAUUCCGGAUCACUGUGGUCACAUGGAACGUGGGCACCGCCAUGCCUCCAGACGAUGUCACAUCCCUCCUCCACCUGGGCGGUGGUGAUAACAGUGAUGGUGCAGACAUGAUCGCCAUAGGGUUGCAAGAAGUGAAUUCCAUGAUCAACAAGAGACUCAAGGACGCUCUCUUCACGGACCAGUGGAGCGAGCUAUUCAUGGAAGCGCUGGGGCCCUUCAAUUUCGUGCUGGUGAGUACGGUGAGGAUGCAAGGCGUCAUCCUUCUGCUCUUCGCUAAGUAUUACCACCUGCCCUUCCUGCGGGACGUGCAGACCGACUGCACACGUACUGGCCUGGGCGGCUACUGGGGUAACAAGGGUGGCGUGAGUGUGCGCCUGGCAGCUUUCGGGCACAUGCUCUGCUUCCUGAAUUGCCACCUGCCUGCGCAUAUGGACAAAGCGGAGCAGCGCAAGGACAAUUUUCAAACGAUCCUUAGUCUCCAGCAAUUCCAGGGACCCGGUGCACAAGGCAUCCUGGAUCAUGACCUUGUGUUCUGGUUUGGGGACCUGAACUUCCGCAUCGAGAGUUACGACCUGCACUUUGUCAAGUUCGCUAUCGACAGCGACAAGCUCCAUCAACUCUGGGAGAAGGACCAGCUCAACAUAGCCAAGAACACUUGGCCCAUCUUGAAGGGCUUCCAAGAGGGGCCCCUUAACUUCGCUCCCACCUUCAAGUUUGAUGUGGGCACCAACAAAUAUGAUACCAGUGCCAAGAGGCGGAAGCCAGCCUGGACAGAUCGUAUCCUGUGGAAAGUCAAGGCUCCAGGUGGAAGUCCUAGCCCUUCAGGACGGGAGAGCCACCGGCUCCAGGUGAUGCAACACAGCUACCGCAGCCACAUGGAAUAUACAGUCAGUGACCACAAGCCCGUGGCUGCUCAGUUUGUUUUGCGGUUUGCCUUCAGGGACGACGUGCCACUGGUACGGCUGGAGGUGGCAGAUGAGUGGGUACGGCCAGAGCAGGCUGUGGUGAGGUACCGCAUGGAAACAGUGUUUGCCCGCAGCUCCUGGGACUGGAUCGGCUUGUACCGGGUGGGUUUCCGCCACUGCAAGGAUUACGUGGCCUAUGUCUGGGCCAAACAUGAAGAUGUGGAUGGGAAUAUCUACCAGGUACUUCAAAGGAAGGGAAGAAAGGGGAAACUCCCAUUGCCCCGGGGAACUCAGGACUCAGCCUGGGGGGUCCUGAGCCUGCCCCCUGACCCCAAUUUGGGACUAUAUCCCUGGGUUCACCAGGUGACAUUCAGUGAGGAAUCACUACCCAAGGGCCACGGAGACUUCAUCCUGGGCUAUUACAGUCACAACCAGAGCAUCCUCAUCGGUGUCACUGAACCCUUCCAGAUCUCUCUGCCUACCUCGGAGUCCUCCAGCAGCAGCACAGACAGCUCGGGCACCUCCUCGGAGGGUGAGGAUGACAGCACUCUGGAGCUGCUUGCACCCAAGUCCCGCAGCCCCAGUCCUGGCAAGUCCAAGCGACACCGUAGCCGCAGCCCAGGACUGGCCCGUUUUUCCAGUUUUGCCCUCCGACCCUCCUCCCGUGAACGCCGUGGUGCCAGCCGUAGCCCCUCGCCCCAGAGCCGCCAGCUACACCGCGUGGCCCCCGAUAGGAGCAAUGGCAGGAGCAACGGCACCAGCAGCAGAGGCAGUAGUGAAGAAGGGCCCUCUGGGCUGCCUGGCCCCUGGGCCUUCCCAUCAACUGUGCCUCGAAGCCUGGGCCUGCUGCCUGCCUUGCGCCUAGAGACCGUAGAUCCUGGUGGUGGUGGCCCCUGGGGGCCUGAUCAGGAAGCUCCUGACCCUGACAGCCUGUCUCCUAGCCCCUAGGGCAGGCAGGGGCUAGAGGAAGGGGGCCUGGGGCCCUGAGGGCAAAGUAGGCAGACGGGCCCACGUGGCCCCACACUGCCUCACUCUUCCAUAAACCCACCUGCCUCUCUCCUGCUGCCACUCCAGCUGUAUCUGUACCUGCCUUUGUCCUGGCCAGGGGUGGCCAAUUGGCACCUCAACUGUGACAAUCAGCAAAGCCCCGCCUGGGCCCCCAUCUGGGAUGGUGGGGAAAAUCUGGCAGAUGUCCCAAGCCCAGAGGUCAUUCAUCAGGAAUUAAAUUCUCCAGCUUCA
Messenger RNA from Chinchilla lanigera (long-tailed chinchilla), 3584 nucleotides. RefSeq names its product inositol polyphosphate-5-phosphatase J (gene Inpp5j). The transcript has 12 exons. Gene Ontology annotation, biological process: negative regulation of peptidyl-serine phosphorylation; phosphatidylinositol dephosphorylation. The record is from RefSeq and is a predicted model, not a curated record. Gene Ontology annotation, cellular component: plasma membrane; cytoplasm; ruffle. The coding region runs from base 93 to 3293 and encodes 1066 amino acids. Gene Ontology annotation, molecular function: phosphatidylinositol-4,5-bisphosphate 5-phosphatase activity; phosphatidylinositol-3,4,5-trisphosphate 5-phosphatase activity. Lineage: Eukaryota; Metazoa; Chordata; Mammalia; Rodentia; Chinchillidae.